CAGCACGGAUGAGGCGCAUGCGCGGUGCUGGACGGCGCUGGAGCUGCGGGCCCGGCGCGGGCUCGCGGAGGGGUCGGGGGGCAGCCGUUGGCGGAGGCGAGGCGGCGUGCGGCUGGCGGGGCCUGGCGGGCGGCUCGCCGCAGCAGCUGGCGGAGCGAUACGCGGACUUGGCCGCCAGCCACAGCGAGGCGGUGCGGGCCCGCGAGGAGCGGGAGCGCCAGAACGCGCGGCUGCGGGACGAGAACGCGCGGCUGCGGCUGGAGAACCGCCGGCUGCGCCGGGAGAACCGCAGCCUCUUCCGCCAGGCGCUGCUGGGGCCCGGGCCGGAGCCCGACGCGCCGCCCCGCCCGGGCUCCGCCCCCGAGCAGCAGCUGGAGGAGGAAGCGGCGCUCGCGGCCCAGCUGCGGCGGCUGCAGGAGAGGCACCGCCGGGCCCUGCAGCAGCUGCGGCGCCGCCGCGCCCAGGACGGGUUGGAGGAGGACGGGGAGCUGGACGAGCUGCUGCGGGAGUUGGACGGGGAGCAGCCACAGCCGCCGCCGCCGCCGGAGAAGAGCCUGGUGCCGCCCCUAUAGCCCGGGGAGGCUGGCGGGGCUCCGCAGUGGUUUGGGGACCCCUCCUUUGGUACCUGAAGCGGACCCAGCUGGCUGCACCCAGCGGCCGCCUCACGGCGGGGCUCCUCUGCCCCACAGGGCUUUGGGGUCCCAGAAGUAGGCACGGGAGCUUUCGGCAGGAGAAGCCACAGCAUCUGGACGAGGCCCCCAGGAGCCCCACGCAGCAGGAGGGAAAGGGCCUCACAGCGCAGGUGCCUCGUGCCCUUGGAUGUUGAGGAGAAGUUCGUCCUAGAGGGAGAAAUGGAUUCUGGACUUUGCCGCCUCCUGGCAUUGCCCUGUUUGCCUUCUCAGCUUUGAUUUUGGACCUGUGUGUCUCGUUAUCUUUGUGCAGGAGUGAAUAAAUCUCAUAGAGGCCAUAAUAGCUCUGUAGAUGACCCAACAAUGGCACAUUUUUUAGCCUGCUACUAGGUUUUAGUACACAUGUAUAUCAGUUUAAAAAAUGAAAAGUUUGUGUGCCAGAUUUAUUUUGACAGCACUUUAAAUGAAAGCUGAUAAUCCUGGGAAUCCUUCUGAAUUGGUUGGCUGCCACGCCAUUCUCUGUAUAUCUUUGACUAUUGAUUUGUUCAUCCUUGUUUGUUGCAUAAUUGGUCUAGACAUGGCACAUCCAGUUCAUAAAACCACAGGUCAUACUAAAUAAAUCCUUGACAACCAAAUGCUUCUACUAGAUGUGAUUUCUAAUAUGCAGUUGAAUAUAAUAUACAUAUGUUUUAUACUGUAAAUAGCUACUCUUCAGAGUUCUUAAAUUUUGGUACCAAGGUUUUUUCAAAAUUCUAAGAAACAAGCUACUUAAUUACUUAUCUUUUUCUGUUUUAAGUAAAAACUCUUUUUCACUUACAUAACGGAAACUAUUUUAAUUUUUAGUUUCUAUUUGCUGUCUGAAGAACCAACCUUGUAAACAUAUAAGAAUAACAUUAUUUUCAUCAGUAGUCCCAUUGCCUUUAGUGGGAUUAAUCAGAUGAGGAAAGUUAGGGUUGGAUGCCGCUGCUUGUGGGAUGGGUCCCUAAAACUUAGUUACUAAACUUUUCAUUGAGAGAAGGUGGUACUUAUGUAACCUUAAAAAAGAAACAAAACAAACACCAAAACCACUCUCAUAACUUCAAACUUUGUUUGGAGUUAGAUAUAUUUAUGGGAAAAGAGGAAUACUUGUACUAACUUCACUUAUUAUUUUAUAUAAUUGAAGUUUAGAAUUGUCUGUGUAGCAUCCAGCAUACAAAUUUAAUUAUGAUAUAAAAUGUACAGUAUCAUUUGUUAAACAAUAUCAAUGCAUAAAAAGCUUUUAAAUUACGUUGUAAGGGAAUAGACCUGUUUAAUGUGAUAGGUCUAAAGAGCACCUCUGCGGUGCAGUUCAUCCUGCUUAGUCUUUAAUGGGAAUUCUAGAAUGUCAGUUUCUGAAUGUCUUCUUUGCUCACUAGGUUGAAACUACCCUUACUAGCCAUUUUAAAUUGGCUAAUAAAAGUGAAGUACAAUGGGUACAAAACAUCUGUGAUAUGUCCAAAUGUUUUAUAUUUAAAUAAAAGUUACUAUGUUCUGUGAA
This is a messenger RNA of Gopherus evgoodei (Goodes thornscrub tortoise), 2145 nucleotides long. It is a transcript of the gene TUSC1, whose product is annotated as tumor suppressor candidate 1. NCBI's taxonomy places the organism in Eukaryota, Metazoa, Chordata, Testudines, Testudinidae. The record is from RefSeq and is a predicted model, not a curated record. Bases 9 to 572 code for a protein of 187 amino acids. The transcript has a single exon.